GUCUCUCGCGAGUUUCCGUAGUAAACAGUGAUGGCUUCCACCGAAGCACAACCUCGUUUCGGGCAAUCUGUUAAAGGUUUAUUGUCUGAUAAAGUCAGUUCUUGUAGUGGAGAUGUGAUUGCUUUAACCCGCCAAGUGUUAAAAGGAUCCCGCAGCCAAGAAUUACUCAGCCAGGCAGCGAGAAACAUGGUCAUUCAAGAAGAUGCCAUUCUGCACUCUGAAGAUAGUCUACGGAAAAUGUCUAUCAUAACGACCCACUUGCAAUAUCAGCAAGAGGCUAUUCAAAAGAAUGUGGAACACUCAAAAAACCUGCAGGACCAGCUGAGACAUUUAAUGAAAUAAUGGGGCUGUGAUCUUAAGCUCUUCUAUGAUCACACCAUGGACAUAGUUUCCAUUUUUUAAUAUUUCAUCUCAUUGACAGAUCAAACAUUAUGUAGCACACACUGCUUAACUUAUUAAAACGGCAGAUGAUGAUUUAUACUGUAUAGCAGAUUGCUCUGUUAAAAUAUCCACAUGUCAGUAUUCCCCUUUGCUCUAUAUUUUGCUGCUGGGUGGCCCUUGUAAAAUGUCUGCAGACCUUCAAGUGAAGGCUUUUCUGGAGGGAAUUUUUUUUCUGUUUUCAUAUUUGUCUUUUUGUAAUGAUAAUACAUUGACAAAACAUGUUAUGUCUCUUUAUGCUGGAUUGGAAUGUGUAGGAACAUUUGCAUUUGAUUUUUUUAGGACUUGCUGAAAAGAAGGUUCUUAAUUCACUAUUUACAAAUUGUGUUUUGAUAUUAUCUAUUCAUUUCUUGUUUAAUUGUUGCGUUGUUCCAUAUUUACUUAAAUGUAUAAUUUUUAAUUGCAUACAAAAUUACCAAUACUUUAGUUUGAUAGUUUGAUGGAACUUUAUUAAAAGUAUGUGCACAAGUAAGGCAAACAGGAAGAAACAUCCUUUGUUGAAAGUUCAAUGUGGGGGUACGUAAAGUUUAUCCCACAUGCAAUAUCAGCAGCUCCUCUGCAAGGGCAAGCAGAUGGAUGUCCUAGAGUCGGCCUUGAGCAUAACUCAAGGAUUCCACGACAAAGUCUUGAUUCACUGUAUGUUUGCAAGAUGUGUAUGCAUGUAUUUUUUGAAAGUAAAAUUUAAGCAUAAGCUUUGAA
Messenger RNA from Misgurnus anguillicaudatus (oriental weatherfish), 1137 nucleotides. RefSeq names its product Bprotein-1 related complex subunit 7 (gene borcs7). Gene Ontology annotation, cellular component: BORC complex. The record is from RefSeq and is a predicted model, not a curated record. Lineage: Eukaryota; Metazoa; Chordata; Actinopteri; Cypriniformes; Cobitidae.